UCAGUUGUCAAUAAAUGUGACCAUGUCACAAUCAAAUUUAUAAAAUGUGUAAAAGAAGUAAACAAUAUAUAUAUAAAUACAAAUAAAAUGACUAACAGAUCAAAUACAACAUUAUACGCUAACGCUGAGUCCGAUUUCUCAGAUUGGUCAUCUAGUGAAGAAAAAAGUCAAAGAAAUACAAACUCCAUAACUCUACCACUUUAUACAGCGAAAAAGGAUGAAAGCAGUAAGCCAAAGAAAAAGAAAAAACAACCAGUAACAGUUUGCCUCACCCAUUGUAGGUACGAUGUCAUUCGAAGAGUUGCACAAAAGUUUGGAUUCCGGGAAGUAGCUGAAGGAGAAAACUGGAACAUGUAUUGGAUGGAUUUAUCUAUUACAGUUGAUAGAUGUAAAGAUAUGAAAAGAUUUCAAAAAAUUAAUCAUUUUCCAGGUAUGCUAGAAAUAUGCAGGAAAGAUUUACUUGCUAGAAAUUUAAACAGGAUGAUAAGAUUGUUUCCCAGGGAUUAUAACUUUUUCCCAAAGACUUGGUGUUUUCCAGCUGAUCUUGGUGAAGCGUUAACGUAUAGUAGAGUAAGAAAAAACAAAACAUUUAUUUUAAAACCAGAUGCAGGAAGUCAAGGUAGAGGAAUUGUGAUAACGAAAUCACUGAAAGAGAUACGUCCUUGUGAUAGGGGUAUCUGCCAAGUAUAUAUUUCAAAGCCAUUUCUUAUUGACGGAUACAAAUUUGAUUUAAGAGUUUAUGUGCUGAUAACAUCUUGUGAUCCUCUAAGAAUUUAUAUUUAUAAUGAAGGAUUGGUUAGAUUUGCAACUAGCAGAUACAAAGAACCCAAUGGAAUUAAUAUUAGUAACGUGUUCAUGCAUCUCACAAACUAUGCUGUAAACAAGCAUAGCAGAACCUAUAAUUCGGACAGUGAAGGUGGCAGUAAAAGAAAAUUAUCGUGGCUUAAUAAUUAUUUGCAUAGCCUUCAACAUGAUGUUGAAGCUAUCUGGUAUAGAAUAGAUGAUGUUAUUAUUAAAACAGUAAUUAGUGCGUAUCCUGUACUAAAGCAUAGUUAUUCAGCUUGUUUUCCCAACCACGAUGUUGUACCAGCAUGUUGUGAACUACUGGGGAUUGAUAUUCUUCUAGAUAAAAGACUAAAUCCUCAAGUUUUAGAGGUAAAUCAUUCGCCAAGUUUUCACACAGAUACAGAGCUAGACAUUGAAGUAAAAGAAGCCUUAUUAAGCGACAUGUUUGCCAUGCUGAACCUUGACAAAUGCGAUAAACGUAAGGUAAUGAGAGAAGACAGAAAAAGAAUAAGAGAAAGACUUGUAAACGGAAUAAACUCUAAGGAUAAUUCAACUGAUCAUAUUAAAAUAUUUACAGAAUAUUUUAAAUUAGAAAUGGCAAAUAGGGGUGGAUUUAGGCUUGUGCAUCCAUGUACUAAUACAGAGCAUAUAUACACAAAAUUUUUCGACCAGUGUCAGAAUUCUAUAUACUCUGAUACUGCAUCUAGUCGAGCCAGAGAAGCAGCUCAGAAUGCCUUAAGGGAUGAGAUGCAACUCAAAGCAAAACUGGAAGCUUCCAAGAGGAUUACUUCUAAAUUUAAACCUCUUAUCGAAAGUCCUACAUUGAGUAGUAUGAAAUCCUCUUCAGUUACAACAUCGCUGCCACUACAUUUGAAACACACUUUGAGCAACUCAUUUGAUGCUCAAAUGAUUGUCGAAAUUGAAGAAAAAGAAAGGCUGCAGAAGCUAGCACAAAGAGAUUAUCUCGUAAGAAGUCAAGGUAUUCUCGAGUUGAUUUAUUUCUCAAUGAAAAAGAACAAUAUUUUAAGACCACAAGAUGAAAGGAAGUAUGCACUAUUUGACAAAAUACGAAAUGCGUGUGAUGUAGUUAAUAAGCAGUUUACACAAGGACCAGAAAUAUCAGAUAUGUUAGCAGGAUUUACUGAAAAGGGUGCAGGCGAGUGUUUAUCUGCUCAAAAGGAGAUGUAUUUUUGGCGCACAAAUAAAGAGAAGGCUCCGAAUCAUACCGAAAAUGUUUAA
Molecule: messenger RNA, 2025 nt
Organism: Diabrotica virgifera virgifera (western corn rootworm)
Lineage: Eukaryota; Metazoa; Arthropoda; Insecta; Coleoptera; Chrysomelidae
Product: tubulin polyglutamylase ttll6-like
Exons: 2
Coding region: 88-2025 (645 amino acids)
Biological process (GO): microtubule cytoskeleton organization; protein polyglutamylation
Cellular component (GO): cilium
Molecular function (GO): tubulin binding; tubulin-glutamic acid ligase activity
Source: RefSeq, a predicted model, not a curated record